AUGUCAGAAGAGCCACAAAAUGACAACGAUCAACUUCAAAUGCAAGCAGUGGAAACUGAUGCAAAUUACGAAGAACGGGUACAAAAAAUAAAGUUCAACGAUGUAAUCGAUGCAAAGUAUGGCUAUGAACGCUAUACAGGAACCACUGAAAGAGAUGCAUGGCUCAUCAAUUUUCAACCUUCCGAGUUGGUAGAUGAACAAAGCAAAACGAUAAACUCCGCUGUUGAUUUUUACUUCAUUGAAGAGAGCGGCGAAAAAUUUAAGGUAGCUUUUUUCAAGUGA
Molecule: messenger RNA, 282 nt
Organism: Cooperia oncophora
Lineage: Eukaryota; Metazoa; Nematoda; Chromadorea; Rhabditida; Trichostrongylidae
Source: the annotation of a GenBank genome assembly